Panicum virgatum (switchgrass) is the source of this 1333-nucleotide messenger RNA. RefSeq names its product transcription factor TGAL1-like. Gene Ontology annotation, biological process: regulation of DNA-templated transcription; DNA-templated transcription. The record is from RefSeq and is a predicted model, not a curated record. Lineage: Eukaryota; Viridiplantae; Streptophyta; Magnoliopsida; Poales; Poaceae. The transcript is spliced from 8 exons. Gene Ontology annotation, molecular function: DNA-binding transcription factor activity; sequence-specific DNA binding. Bases 81 to 1079 code for a protein of 332 amino acids.
UACAGCUAAGUGGAGCACAACCAAAUCUGGCAGCUUGAGUUACAACAUCAGGAAACUCUGAGAUCUUGGAAGAGUCUGAGAUGGCUUAUGCAAGCCCUGGGACUGAUACAUCAACGGAUCUAGAUACUGACGAGAAGAAUCAAAUGUUGGAACUAGGACAGCUUGCUUCCCUUGCAGCUUCUGGUUCUGGUGACAAAUCAAAGGACAAGCUUGGUGAAAAGGCACUCCGUCGUCUGGCCCAAAACCGUGAAGCCGCUAGGAAAAGCCGUCUAAGAAAGAAGGCAUAUAUCGAGCAACUUGAGAAUAGCAGGCUGAAACUUGCUCAACUCGAGCAGGAGCUUCAGCGCGCUCGCCAACAGGGCAUUUUUAUUCCUACUCCGGGAGACAAGCCUCAUUCAACUAGUGAAAAUGGAGCUUUGGCUUUUGACACGGACUAUGCAAGAUGGCAAGAGGAUCACAACAAGCAGAUAAACGAAUUGAGGGGUGCACUCAAUGCACAUGCCAGUGAUGAUGAUCUUCGGUGUAUUGUUGAUAGCAUCAUGGCACACUACUGCGAAGCUUUCAGGCUUAAGGGUGUAGCAGCCAAGGCAGAUGCUUUCCACGUGCUGUCAGGAAUGUGGAAGACCCCUGUUGAGAGGUGUUUCCUGUGGUUAGGUGAAUUUCGACCGUCAGAGCUUCUUAAGCUGCUUGCAAGUCGUCUGGAACCCCUUACUGAACAGCAGCUUGCAAGUAUAUGCAACCUGCAGCAGUCCUCGCAGCAAGCUGAAGAAGAUCUUUCUCUGGGGGUGAAAGCACUGCAACAAUCGGUCGCGGAAACCCUCGCAUCAGGAUCCCUCUGUCCCGCAGGUUCUUCUGGUAAAGCUGCAGAUUCCUCGGCUCAGAUGGCAGUGGCGAUUGGGAAGCUUGGCACCCUAGAAAACUUCCUACAGGAGGCUGAUAAUCUGCGGCUCCACACUCUGCAGCAAAUGCAGCGUGUGCUGACCACCCGCCAAUCUGCACGGGCGCUGCUUGCAAUCAGCGACUAUUUCUCCCGGCUGCGCGCUCUGAGUUCUCUCUGGAUUGCUCGUCCACGGGAGUGAAUUCAGUUGGCUCAUCAGUUGGUCAUGGAGUGGGAACACCAGCUGCUCAUCGGCGCGGCAAAGGCGGAGGCGCUACAGUAUUCGGUAUCUUCAAUAAAUCUUGCUUGUUAACAGGAGUUUAGUCGUUCGUUUCCCGUGUAUGUAAAAUGGGAACGUAUAUCAACUGUAGUUGCGUCACUUUAGUUUGCCGGUUUCAUUAUUGUAUACAUCCAGCAAAUAUAGAGGAGCAAAAGGAUGAACCAACAUCAGUAUAA